This is a messenger RNA of Cetraspora pellucida, 135 nucleotides long. NCBI's taxonomy places the organism in Eukaryota, Fungi, Glomeromycota, Glomeromycetes, Diversisporales, Gigasporaceae. The record is from the annotation of a GenBank genome assembly.
AUUGUUACUGAAGAAUUCCAAUUCCCUUCACUAAAUGUUGAAAUUCCAUAUCCUUAUGAUGGCGUUAUUAUAAUUCCUUUUAGAACUACUGAAGCAUUUAUUAAUCAAGAACAAGCACCAAAUAAUCCUUUAUGA